GCAACGCAUCGACAUUUUCCACCGUCUCUUGCACCGAUACCUUUUGUUAGCGGCCGCUGCAGUUGUUCUUGUCUUUUGCUUCCUUUGUUUCCCAUCACCACGUCUUCGACAGCCGCGCUUUUCUUUGCUUUUUUUGACCGCCUUCUCAGCCACGCCUCACUCGCCCACCCCAGGCGCACCGAUUCCCCGCAGCUCACCUUCGAGGGCCAACUGGUUUUGCGUUGCUACUCGCCGCCCUUGUCGAAACAUAGCAUCGUUUCGUCGCUACCUCUGCAAAGCAUUCGUUUGCGUUGCUCACAAAAUCAACAGGAGCACAGUUGAUCUUCCGUAUAGGAUUUUUUUUUUUUUUUUGGAAACUUGCACGCGCAUCUACCAAAGCUCGUGCUGCUCACAACCAACCGCACAGGCAAAUCGCAGCCUCGUCCUCCAGAGCAACCCAACUUCGCCGCCCUCACCACCACCAACACACUCCCCCCGGCGAAUUAAGAUCGCUCGAGGCUCACAAAUUUACGAUUAUUCCAGAAUCAUACUAAGCCCGCAAGAUGGCGCAAAAUAGCGUCUACUCUUCGGGCCAGUUUAUGAACCCGGGCCCUGCCCCCCGCCCACCCACGGACAAGCCUCGACUCAACCUCAUACCGAAUGCCAAUCUUCCAGGAAACAUGGCCAAUAUGGCCAUUUCGCCUAUCCGCAGCACUGCCAGCUCGACCUACACUGGCUCCACCAUCUCCUUGCCCAUUGCCCGUCAGCAAACAAGCGGCUCCGACGGUAAAGGCGGGGUCGCCAUCAAGAAGGAAGGCUGGGCCAGCGUGCGCGAGAAUAAAACCUUUAUCCAGCCCUGGAAGCAAAAGUAUCUCAUUCUCCGCAAGGAGUCCCUCGACUUCCACAAGACCGAGGGCGGGAAAAUCUCAUAUACCCUCUACUUGAAGGAUGUCGUCAAUGUUGGCCGUGCGGAGGCCGCCGGUGUCAUCUUUGAAGUCAAGCGUAAAUCUGACGGUAUUUCCAACAGCCCUGGUGAUGACGAUGGUCAGAACAAGACGUUGCAAAUUAAAGUAAAGACAGAUGAUGAGCUGUACGAUUGGAUUGACAUGAUUUAUGGCGCCUGCCCUAGCAUGGGUGGCGUGAGCAACCCAACCAACUUUUCCCAUGCCGUACACGUCGGCUUCGAUUCACAGACCGGCCAGUUUGUCGGACUGCCGCCUGAGUGGUCAAAGCUGCUCAACUCUUCAGCUAUUACCAAAGAAGAUUAUGAGCGCAACCCCCAGGCCGUGUUUGAGGUUCUUGACUUCUACACAGAUCUUGCCAAGCGCGCCGAGAACCCGAACCAAUACCCCAGCUUGACGCCCACUCCCCCUCCAGCCAGCCAGGCACAGAAGCAGAUUGGCCACAGCGGUGCCGGCGUUGCCCCUCCUCGACCUCCUCACCCCAGCCAAGUACCACGGAACCAAAACUACCCCAGUCCAUCACAGUCUUCCAACCAGCGACAUCUCGAUCCUCGCCAGCAAGGCCAACAGCCUCCCUCCUCGCCCGGUUACAUGUCCCAGGAUGCCAUGCGUGAGGAGCAGCGACGGAAGCAACGUGAAGCAGAUGAGAGACGCGAGAUUGAAGAGUAUAAUGCUUCGCUACCUAAGUCCAAGGUUCCUCUUUCCAAACAGGAAAUGGGUGGUUUUGGAGGCGCUUCUGGAGGCGGAAAUGGUGCUAGCAGUGGCGGUAGUGGCAACACACCUCCUGGUAACCACCAAGAGCGCUUCAACCCUGUGAGAACAGCGCCAUCAGCACCCAAGCCGCAACAGCAACAGCAGCAAGGCGGCCAAUUGCGGGCGCAGCGCGCUGCUCCUGCGCCACCUGGUUCUGGAGGUACUGGAAGAGUACCCGUGAACCCUCAACAGAGCUCCAGUUCCAGCAGAGAACAUGGCCAGGCUCCUCGCGCACCUCGCGCAGAUCCUCAUGGAGCCCCAUCUUCAAGCGCUCAGCGCUAUCCCAAUGGCUCUGGACAGUCUCAGCCUCGCCAGCCCCAAGCCCAGCCUCAGAGCGCUACCCGUGGUCCCGCCCCUGUGAAGCCUUUGAACGUUGGUUCCAAGCCCAGCCAGCAGCAAUCUGCUGGUGUCAAGGCUGCUGAAGCGGCAUUGACUGCCAAGCCUUCCGCCUCGGAGAGAAAGCAAGAUGUUCGUAUGUCUACAAUGACAGAGAGCGAGGUUAUGGCCAAGCUCAAGGAGGCCGUUUCAAAGGAAGAUCCCAACCUGUCGUACUCGAAGCAGAAGAAGAUCGGACAGGGUGCCUCUGGUUCCGUUUACGUUGCUAAGAUCAAGGAAACCGCCCAGGGCGUCGCCCGCGAAGUCCUUCGCCAGCAAGGUCCUCGUGCUCAAGUAGCCAUUAAGCAGAUGGAUCUGGCUCACCAGCCGAGAAAGGAACUCAUUGUUAACGAGAUCAUGGUCAUGAAGGACAGCCGUCACAGAAACAUUGUCAACUUCUUGGAUGCCUUCCUGCGCAACAACAACACGGAGCUCUGGGUGGUCAUGGAAUACAUGGAGGGUGGUGCCUUGACAGACGUCAUUGACAACAACCCCUCUAUUUCGGAAGAGCAAAUCGCCACAAUCUGCCACGAGACUUGCCGCGGUCUGCAGCACCUGCACGCCCAGCAAAUUAUCCAUAGAGAUAUCAAGAGUGACAAUGUGUUGCUUGACGCCCGUGGUAACGUCAAGAUUACUGACUUUGGCUUCUGCGCCAAGCUUACCGAGACGAAAUCGAAGCGAGCAACAAUGGUCGGCACCCCGUACUGGAUGGCUCCCGAAGUUGUCAAGCAAAAGGAAUACGGCCCCAAGGUUGACAUUUGGUCUUUGGGUAUCAUGGCUAUUGAGAUGAUUGAGUCUGAGCCACCAUACCUCAACGAAGAGCCUCUCAAGGCGCUCUACCUGAUUGCUACCAACGGUACCCCACGCCUCAAGAAGCCAGAGAAGCUGAGCAAAGAGCUCAAGGCCUUCCUCUCGGUUUGCUUGUGUGUGGAUAUCAAGAGCCGUGCCUCGGCCGAUGAACUUUUAGCACACGACUUCUUGAAGCACGGAUGCCCUCUUGGCAGCCUGGCGGACUUGCUUGCCUUUAAGAAGCAUGCUAAAUAAAGGAUUGCGCACCCAAACGGUUAUUACCCUGGCAGCAGCUGAAGAACUCUUUUUUGGAUUUUCUAGUCGGAAGAAGCAGCAGCAAACUCUAAUACAGGCUGCCUAUGAAAAGGGUGGAUGAUGAAGCAGCAUAUGGCGUUUAGGAUGGGAUUUGAUACUCAUUGCUUAUUGUUAAUUGUUUUCGCAUCUUUGGUAUUUUGUGGUGCUUUUACUGUACAGCGAUUUACGCACCUGCACAGCAUUUGCCCAUACAAACGAAGGCUCCCCCGAUGAAACAGAUUGACGAGAACGGGACGCAUACACGAUUGGGCGGGUGGUGAUUAUAGUACUAGCCAGGGGGACAGGCGGGGAAAGCUGCCUUUGUUCCCCGUAGAAUCACGACAUAUCAUAGCUAUAGAAGAGAAUGCAGCCAAUUUAAAGAAAAAAGAAAAACCACCCAAUUAGAAUGAUUGGUACGGAGACUUGGGAUGAGUGACAAGCGCUGGUGCGUGCAUAAACCCGAGAGGCUGGCAAAGCGGCAGAUGUCGUCGCGAAUAGCAUUUCAACGGGGGAGCAAAGGUUGUUUCAAAGGGAUCUCACCAGUAUGCGUUGACGGCUACCAUUGGAGAAAUUGGGGGAUGGGCCAUUCUGCGUGGCCGUUUCAGAUUCAUCGGGCUUGACGUAUUGUUCUGGAAGUGAUUGGCGAGAUGGAAGAGGCUGGAAGAGGGGUACUCUACUUGGGAACAGUUUCAUUAGAGGGGGGGGCGCCUAAAGUGUGUGCGUCUGGAUUCGGUAUACUCGUGCUGGAGUGUUAGUGAAGCUACUGCAGGGGUACAUGGCUUCUUCCUGGCCCAGCG
Messenger RNA from [Torrubiella] hemipterigena, 3949 nucleotides. The record is from the annotation of a GenBank genome assembly. NCBI's taxonomy places the organism in Eukaryota, Fungi, Ascomycota, Sordariomycetes, Hypocreales, Clavicipitaceae.